Messenger RNA from Theileria annulata, 1221 nucleotides. RefSeq lists its product as uncharacterized. The transcript is spliced from 2 exons. NCBI's taxonomy places the organism in Eukaryota, Apicomplexa, Aconoidasida, Piroplasmida, Theileriidae. The coding region runs from base 1 to 1221 and encodes 406 amino acids. The record is from RefSeq and is a predicted model, not a curated record.
AUGUGUACUUGGGUAACUGGGGAUACCAUCACCAAAAGUGGAGGUGCUCUAGAUGAUAAGGGUGAGUGCCAAGAUUGCACCACCGAAUGUGACACCACAAACAGUAUAAAACUCCAAGAUGCUCUAAAUCUCAGUGUAGCUGGAGAUGCUGUCACUCUCAAUGGUACUAGUGUUGGUACUCCCAAAUUUGAGUCUAAUGCCACCAUCACUAUAACAUCCGAAAGUGUUGACUUCACAGAACUCACUGAAAAUGUUACGAUCAAAAUCUCCACAGGUGGAACGAUCAAAAAUUCUGAUGGUAAUCUCACAAUCGGUAAUCGAAUCUCUAAGGGUGAAGUUCUAAAACUUGAUGCCACUGGUGAGAUCACUGAACCUGAAAGUGCUAAAGGUAAAGCAGUUAAUCUCAAAGGUACCAUAGUGGUCACCUCCACUGGUCAAGCAAUUGGCUCUACACUCACCAUCUCUGGAGGUCCCAGCAGUGGUGUAGGUGGAUCCCUCACUCUCACUAGUGGUGCUGGUAAUGUCACUAUCCAGAAUGUUUCUAAUCUCAAAAUCACUAGUACUGCCCUCACAAGUCUUAAGGGUGCCACUGGUACUCUUAAGAUUGGCACAGGUAGUCCUGACACACCAGUCAAAUACAAGAUUUUUACAUCAAAUACUAUAAUUCUUGGACUCAACACACUCAGCAGCAUCACUGCUAAUGCUGAUGGUGCCAAGGUAACUCUCAAAGGUGUUCCAACAUCACAAAUCACUAUAGCUCCCAAUGGUACUACUACUGAUGGUAUAAAUGCCACUCUAAAUGAUAUUACAUUCACCAAGGAUGACAAUGGCUUCACUAGUCUCAAAGGUGAUGGUGCUACACUAACUCUAGCUCAAACCUUCACUGGUGCCAAAAUUAUCAAGUCUGGUGGUCAACUCACCAAAGAUACCCAUCUCACUGAAGGCACUGAGCUCAAACUAGAAUGCACUACUAGUACUAGUGGUACCACAAUAACAAUUACUAACAUCAAAGUCACUAGCCAUGGUAAAAGUCUCAAUGGUGCUGACACCUAUAAUCUCAUUGGUGGCAUAACAGGAACACUCAGCAUCACUGCUGGUGGUGGAGGUGUCACAGGCAACCUCACAAUCACCGGGAUCGGUUAUGAUUCCUAUGAAAUCCAUGACAAACACCAAAAAGAUCUGUGUUGUUACUAUGGUAAGGUUUAUAAGUGGACACAAUAG